This is a messenger RNA of Pseudogymnoascus verrucosus, 1254 nucleotides long. It is a transcript of the gene SHY1, whose product is annotated as surf-like protein. Gene Ontology annotation, biological process: mitochondrial respiratory chain complex IV assembly. The coding region runs from base 60 to 1016 and encodes 318 amino acids. Gene Ontology annotation, cellular component: membrane; mitochondrion. The transcript has 3 exons. The record is from RefSeq and is a predicted model, not a curated record. Lineage: Eukaryota; Fungi; Ascomycota; Leotiomycetes; Thelebolales; Thelebolaceae.
CAAGCAUCAAGUUUCCGCGGCAAUCCGACAAAACACAACCCAAAAAACCUCCAAUUACCAUGAGCGCAGGCUAUUCGACGGUCUCGCAAGCUCUCAGGGUCGCCUCUAGAGCAGCAUGGCGACGACCGCAGCGAUCGCUGUUCCAAAAAUGCCCGGAAUGUAGACAUAUAUCACGAACUGCGAUCCGCAGGAGGCAACCCGCGGAGGACCCAAACUUUUUGUCCAUCUUGGAUAACCCCCCGAACAUUGUGAGGUCAGGGGGGAAGAAGCAUGGGCCGGGGCUUAUAGUACUUGCUUUGAUCCCAAUAAUAGCAUUCGGACUGGGAACAUGGCAGGUCCAGCGAUUGGGCUGGAAAUCCGAGCUGAUGGCAAGAUUCGAAGAUCGACUUGUUCGCGAUCCGCUGCCGUUACCACCGCAUAUUGAUCCAAGUGCCAUCAAGGACUUCGAUUACCGACGAGUCUACGCUACGGGCCACUUCCGCCACGACCAGGAGAUGCUUAUAGGGCCGCGCUUGAACGAGGGGAAGGAUGGUUAUCUCGUCAUCACACCGCUUGAGCGUGAGGGAGAUGGGACUACGGUGUUGGUGAAUAGGGGAUGGAUAGCAAAGAAGUUCAAGGAUCCGAAAACCCGCGCCGACGGUCUACCGAUUGGCGAAAUCACAGUGGAGGGAUUGUUACGAGAGCCUUGGAAGAAGAACAUGUUCACGCCGGAUAACAGCCCAGAGAAGAAUGAGUUCUAUUUCCCGGAUGUUGCGCAGAUGGCAGCGUUGACGGGGAGUCAGGCUGUGUGGGUAGAGGAGACAAUGGCACCAAAUCUCAUGACUUCUUGGGACAGAGAGGCUCGUGGUAUUCCCAUUGGCAGAGCACCUGAGGUCAAUUUGAGGAAUAAUCAUGCUCAGUAUAUAUUUACAUGGUAUGCGCUUGCCGCUGCAACAUCGAUAAUGCUCUGGAUGGUCAUCAAGAAGCCUCCGACCGAUGUUGCUCGUAAAGUGAGGCAGAAUAAAGACUGGUCGUAAAGGCAUUCACUGGCCGUUGUAUGUCAUAAGAAUUGUCAUCAAUUGGCGUUUCUAUUCCUCCUCUGUACUUUUAAGCUUUUUACCCCCUCUCAGCUUGGUUGGAGGCACCAUCCGGAAAUCUUGGAGAAGUUCUCGCGGCAAAUGCUUCUGCGCAAGCGCAAAUGGGGUGGUGAUAGCAUUUGUCUGGCGCUGUCUGUAGGAUAUAAUUAGCUUUGAUCCCAAAUGGUCAUCAUCUGGG